Messenger RNA from Fonsecaea multimorphosa CBS 102226, 1488 nucleotides. RefSeq lists its product as uncharacterized. Gene Ontology annotation, cellular component: membrane. The transcript has 13 exons. Bases 1 to 1488 code for a protein of 495 amino acids. The record is from RefSeq and is a predicted model, not a curated record. Lineage: Eukaryota; Fungi; Ascomycota; Eurotiomycetes; Chaetothyriales; Herpotrichiellaceae. Gene Ontology annotation, biological process: carbohydrate transport; transmembrane transport. Gene Ontology annotation, molecular function: carbohydrate:proton symporter activity.
AUGACGGGGACAAUGUGGUAUACGCUCGGGAUUUCGUCCUUUGCAGCUAUUGGCACGUUUGUGUUUGGCUUUGAUACCGGCAUUGCUACGACGACAAUCGCACACCAAAGCUGGAUAGACUACAUGGACAAACCAUCCAAGGGACUCACCGGGGCCGUGGUUUCUGUAUACAUCGCUGGCGAGGCAGGCGGAGCUUUGACCCAAACUUUCAUCGGUGACGCUCUCGGUCGAAUUCGCUUCUUGCAGUUGAUGUCCGUGAUUGUCACCAUCGGCACCAUUAUUCAGACUGCUUCUCAAAGCAUUGGCAUGUUCCUGGCUGGUCGUGUGCUGGCUGGAUAUGCUGUCGGAGGGAUGGUUGCAACAGUUCCCAUCUAUUUAUCCGAAAUCGCUGCUCCCAACGUCCGCGGCCUGAUUGGGGGUAUCUCAGGAUGUGGGAUAUCCCUCGGGACAAUGGCCUCCAACUGGGUCGGAUUUGCAUGCAGCUAUGCUCCAUACGGCCCUGUUCAAUGGCGACUUCCACUGGGCAUUCAGAUUCCUUUCGGCAUUCUACUGUUCAUCGGUCUAGCGACCUUUAUGCCAAACUCUCCCCGUCAAUUGAUCCGCAACGGCAAGAUAGACGAAGCACGCCGCGAGUUCAUGAGGAUCAGGAAAGAUCUCACGAACCACGAAGUGCACGAGGAGUUUGUACUCAUGCGGCGCCAGAUCGAGUUCGAACAACAGAGAGAGGUCAAGAGUCUGCAGGAGGUCUUUAAGCUGUUCAGACACAGAGCUCUUACAUCGAUAGCAGUGCAGACCAUGACCAGUCUCACUGGUGUCAAUGUCAUUCAGUACUACCAAACAAUCCUGUUCAAAUCCCUCGGAAUCAACAGCCACAUGAUACUGGCCCUCGCCUCCAUAUACGGCACACUCGCAUUUAGCUCAAAUGUUCUCACUACGAUCUUCAUGACCGAUCGAUGGGGUCGUCGAAAGAUGAUGCUUGCCGGGCUCUCGGGCAUCGUGUUGAUCGAGAUAUACACGGCCGUCAUGCAGCGCGAGUUUCAAAACACAACCAACAAGGUCGGCAAGGGCUUUGCUAUUCUGGGCAUCUACUUGUUUGUGGUGACCUACUAUGGCCUACUCAAUUCCACGACUUGGCUGUACGGAUCAGAGGUGCUUCCUGUUGCUCUACGGUCGAAAGUGAUGGGUCUAGCGGCCGCGUCGCACUUCAUCGUCAAUGUCGGGAUCACCGAGGCCGGACCAUCGGCGUUCGCCAAUAUCAAAGAGAACUACUACUACGUCUUCGUCGGAUGCUCCUUCUUCUUCCUUGUCGUGGCCUACUUUUACUUCCCAGAAACAAAGAAGAAGACUCUCGAAGAGAUCGCCGCCGCCUUUGGUGACAAGGUCGUCUUGCUGACCGAGACCGAUCUCGCGGUCGAGAAUGCGGUCAUGGAGGACAAGGGCGGCGCGGUGCAGGUGGAGAGCACCUCAACAGAGCCAUCCAAGGUCUGA